This is a messenger RNA of Alnus glutinosa, 2054 nucleotides long. Its product is annotated as sulfite exporter TauE/SafE family protein 3-like. Bases 321 to 1736 code for a protein of 471 amino acids. Lineage: Eukaryota; Viridiplantae; Streptophyta; Magnoliopsida; Fagales; Betulaceae. The transcript has 12 exons. Gene Ontology annotation, cellular component: membrane; Cul4A-RING E3 ubiquitin ligase complex. Gene Ontology annotation, biological process: protein ubiquitination. The record is from RefSeq and is a predicted model, not a curated record.
CUUCUAAAGCCUUCAAAGCUUAUAACGAUAUGGACAAACACACACACACAGAGCGACUGUAUGAGUUCACAACGACUGUUUCAAGCUUAUUUAUAGGAAAUAUGCACUCAUGCAUAGCGUUCCAUUUCCAAUCAAACCAACGGAAUAAUAUUUAAAUUUUUUUGAUUGGAAAUUUCACAAUGGAUAUUAGUCAAUCUGCUUCCACUCAAGGAUUCAUACCGGCUAGCUCUUUAGUGUGCUUUCUUUUCUCGGUCUUGAGCUUUAAUUUAGGUGGAUGAGAGCUGUAUUUCAGUAGUGGCUUUGUUAAGUUCUGGUUUUGAAUGGCCGGGAUUGGAUAUGAACGGUGGGGUUCGAGAUUAAUUGGAAUGGUUGUGAUUGCUUUUCUUGUUAUGGCUUCGGCAAAACAAACUUCGGAGCAAAGAGCUGCAACUUACAAAGUGACUGAAGAGGUUGAACCUCAUUAUGUAAUGAAAGUGUCCAAGGCUGCUGCUCCAUCGGGUCAUAAGCAUGUUUGGCCGGACAUGAAAUUUGGCUGGAAGAUUGUGGUGGGUACAAUAAUUGGAUUCUUGGGUGCAGCGUUUGGGAGUGUGGGAGGGGUUGGCGGUGGUGGAAUUUUUGUUCCGAUGUUCACCUUGAUUAUUGGGUUUGAUCAGAAAUCGUCGACGGCUCUAUCAAAAUGUAUGAUCACGGGUGGAGCAGCUGCAACUGUUUUCUACAAUCUAAGGCAAAGGCAUCCUACCCUUGACCUGCCCAUCAUUGACUAUGACCUGGCACUUCUAUUUCAACCAAUGUUAGUGCUGGGGAUCAGUAUUGGAGUUUCUUUCAAUGUGAUCUUUGCUGAAUGGAUGAUCACAAUCUUGUUAAUUAUUAUCUUCAUAGUUAUGUCAACCAAGGCUUUCCUCAAGGGUGUUGAAACAUGGAAAAAGGAAACCAGAGUUAAAAAGGAGGCUGCCCAACGCUUGCAAUCAAAUGGUGCUGGCAGUGAAGCUCGCCAACCCAGACCUGAACAUGAAGACCCAAGCAACGGCACUGGUACAGAAAGCAAGAACUCUAAGAGAGCAGAGGUCUCUAUGCUUAAGAAUAUUUACUGGAAGGAACUUGGACUUCUUGUGGCUGUCUGGGCCAUCAUUCUUGCACUCCAGAUUGCCAAGAAUUACACAAAUACCUGUUCAGCGGCAUAUUGGGCACUAAACCUGCUGCAGAUCCCUGUGGCCGUUGGAAUGACUUCAUAUGAGGCUGUUAACCUGUACAAAGGGCGGAGGGUGAUUGCAUCCAAGGGAGAAGCAGGCACAAAUUGGCGAGUGCAUCAGCUGGUUCUUUAUUGUGCCUGCGGCAUUGUAGCUGGCGUCAUCGGUGGGUUGCUUGGUCUUGGUGGAGGGUUCAUUCUUGGUCCACUUUUUCUUGAGCUGGGAAUCCCUCCUCAGGUGUCAAGUGCCACGGCCACAUUUGCCAUGACAUUUUCUUCAUCCAUGUCUGUUGUAGAAUAUUACCUUCUAAAACGCUUCCCAGUUCCUUAUGCGCUCUACUUUUUUGGCGUGGCAACCAUUGCUGCUCUUGUAGGACAACAUGUGGUAACAAAGGCGAUCGCCAUAUUAGGGAGAGCAUCGCUGAUCAUCUUUAUCCUGGCCGCCACAAUUUUUGUGAGUGCGAUAUCACUAGGCGGGGUUGGCAUAGCACACAUGGUUGAAAAGAUUAAGCGCAAGGAGGACUUGGGAUUUGAAAGCCUCUGUACAUAGAAAUCCUUCUGUAGAUAUUCUCCGGCCCUAGCAUAUAUUGAACUUCUCAUACUUAGGAACAAAAUUAACCAUUGGUCCCUGAGAUUCGUAAUUUACCAGGCUUACGGAGUACAUGUUUAAUUUAAGCUCCAUUCUCAUGCCUUAUUUCAUCACUUUUCACAUGGUAGUCAAACAGAUGGUGCAUGAUUUAUCAACCACUAAUCAGGUCCUAAAUUUAGUCGGACGGCAGACAACUGGACUGUUAUCAUGUAACACUAGCUUUCAGGGUUCUGAAACUAUGAUUUCUUUGACUAGAGGUUCAAAAUUGAAAGUGUUAUA